CAGCUGUGCCUUAAUAAUGUGAAGGUGAAUGUUUCCUGUAUCUGCUACAGUCAUUACGGUAGAGCGGUGGUGGCAUGAGACUGGUGGGAGCUGCAUGUGUGGUUCUUUUUAGAAGCUUCUCUCUUAACAUCAUGGCUCAGCACAGAUUCAUUGAUAUCGGGGUGAACCUGACUGACCCCAUGUUCAGAGGCGUCUACAGAGGGAAACGGAAACACGACGACGACCUGGACCAGGUGGUGGACAGAGCUCUGAGAGGGGGCGUGGAGAAGUUCAUGAUCACAGGAGGAAACCUUGAAGACAGCGGAGAGGCGCUGAAGCUGGCUGAGAGCAGAGGUGAGUUCUUCUGCACGGUCGGCUGCCACCCGACGCGCUGCUCUGAGUUCGAACAGAACGGAGAAUCUCAGUACUUCUCUGGCCUGAAGGAGCUGGCGACGCUGCACAGAGGGAAGGUUGUGGCCGUGGGAGAGUGUGGACUCGAUUUUGACCGGUUGGAAUUUUGCCCAAAAGAAACUCAACUCAAAUAUUUUGAAAAGCAGUUUGAGCUGGCGGAGGAGACCAAGCUGCCCAUGUUCCUCCACUGCAGGAACUCCCACCAGGAGUUCGUGGAAAUCAUGAAGAGGAACCGAGACCGGUGUGUUGGAGGAGUGGUUCACUCAUUUGAUGGGACGGCGGAGGACGCUGCUGCACUCAUCGAUCUGGACCUCUACAUUGGAAUAAAUGGAUGUUCCCUGAAAACAGAGGCCAACAUUGAAGCUAUGAAGUCCAUCCCCACUGAGAGGCUGAUGAUAGAAACAGAUGCUCCGUGGUGCGGCGUGAAGAACACGCACGCAGGCUCCAAAUACGUUAAAACUACGUUUCCCACGAAGAAGAAAUGGGAGACAGGACACUGUCUGAAGGACAGAAAUGAGCCCUGUCACAUUGUACAAGUCUUGGAGGUGAUGGCAGCAGCGAGGGAAGAGGAUCCACUGGAACUGUCCAACACAAUCUACAACAACACCAUCAAAGUGUUCUUCAGCUAGAGACGCAGAUAUGAUCCCUUAGUUUACUGUUAUGAGUGUAAAAGGUCCAUGAUAAAACACAUUGUCGUAUUUUGAAAUAAAAAAAAGUACAUUCUCA
This is a messenger RNA of Mugil cephalus (flathead mullet), 1116 nucleotides long. RefSeq names its product TatD DNase domain containing 1 (gene tatdn1). Bases 75 to 1019 code for a protein of 314 amino acids. The transcript has 12 exons. NCBI's taxonomy places the organism in Eukaryota, Metazoa, Chordata, Actinopteri, Mugiliformes, Mugilidae. The record is from RefSeq and is a predicted model, not a curated record. Gene Ontology annotation, cellular component: cytosol. Gene Ontology annotation, molecular function: 3'-5'-DNA exonuclease activity.